Molecule: messenger RNA, 4586 nt
Organism: Bolinopsis microptera
Lineage: Eukaryota; Metazoa; Ctenophora; Tentaculata; Lobata; Bolinopsidae
Product: activin receptor type-2B-like
Exons: 10
Coding region: 2395-4005 (536 amino acids)
Biological process (GO): protein phosphorylation; activin receptor signaling pathway; cellular response to growth factor stimulus
Cellular component (GO): activin receptor complex; plasma membrane
Molecular function (GO): activin receptor activity; activin binding; ATP binding
Source: RefSeq, a predicted model, not a curated record
AUUCUAUUGUGCUUAUUAUUCAUAACUGGAAGUUACUUGACUGAAUCAUAAAUUUCCCGUCGUUUUAAUUGAAAACGUUUACUAUUAAUUUGAUAGAGCAAUGGUUACAAGAGUUAAGGGGGUUCUAAACUAAUUACGUUUACGCAGGUGGUUGUCGCACUUUAGUUUUGUACAUAGGUUUCGGUCCCUGGCCCUCUUUUGAAACUACUCUUAAUAAACAAACUUGGCGAUUUACUGGGACUAGCAUGUUAAAUAUAAACUGAUAGCAGGUAACACCUCCCUGUUGAAGUUGUUGAAUUUCAUUCAUCUUCUUUCACAAUGUGUUUUUAGAUGGCAGUUUCCUAUGCCAUGCUAAAUAUCAAGUUUAGUAAAGAUCAUUAUGUUGCAUAAUCGUAUCACUGUCUCUUUAAUGUAUAGAUUUUGUUAGAAAUAGAUAAUAAUUGUUUCUAUGACAAGAGCUGAUGUAAGGUUUAACCGGUAAUUAGCUAACAUUCAACGGUCAUGUUUUCCAUUGCUGAACGAUGCCAUUUUCUCCCCACUUGCUCCUCGAUCACCACAGCCUGUAAAACGAGUAAACCGGAGUUCCUCAGUUAAGCUUUUUAGCUCCAAUUGCCUGACCACUGGUAUAUUGAAUGCAUAUCAAAAUCCAGACAAACCUCGAUGCACCGAUUUAGAGGGUGGAAUUUAGAGGAUGGAAUCUGUUUUCUUGAAAUUGUUGUUUUCUUGAUUGAAAUAACUUCUACUAAUUUCUAUUAGUUCACAUUGGAAUUUUGGGAGUAUGGUACACAAUCAAAUGAUAAAAUACGUAAUAUAGUGAUUUUGAUGUUUCCUUAUUAUAGUAGUAGAUAUUAUAGAGUGCGCCUUGGUCCAAUUGGUGCUCCACUCCCUCUAAGAUGAUGUCUUAGUAGAGUGGGACAAGAUCUAUCUCGAAGUGCCUGUAUAUUUAUGCCUGGAUGGUGACUAUUCUCUAUAAUCCCACUUCAGGGACAAUAAUGGAGGAGUCAGUACAUCAGUAGUGUACUGUGAAUAUGAUAGUACUAUAAUAUUAAACUCCUGGACAAGAGGAAUAUAUGGCACUAAUAUGUAUCCAUGCAUAAGGACCUGAAGCGUUUAUUUGUUCAAUAUUCAUCCUGUUCAAUAUUCAUCUCUGCCCUUUUAAACUUUUCACCUGUUUCUGAGUCUAUAGCCAUCCAGUAUCUAUUCUAAAGGGCUCAUUACAAUUGCAUUAUAUAAUGGGAGAUCUUUUCAGAAUUGCAGCUUAGCUUCUGAAUGAACUACCCUUGGAGUCUUUUGAAGUGUCUUUUAAAGUGACAUGUACUUUUGAAAGUAAAAUGUCAAACAGUAUUAUAUAUACAAUAAAUUAAAUCAAGUGAUGCAAUUGGCAGAGCACAAUCGUAAAUCCUGAGCAAUACGCCAAUAGAUAUCAUCUAUCCCUCGUAGCUCUUCUCCUCAGGUAUCAGGUUGAAGGAGACAUUGGAUAUAGGGGCGGUCCAUGACAUGUAUUUAAGAACAUUUGUUCAAAACUCAUCCUGUUCAAUAUUCAUCUCUGCCCUUUUAAACGUUUCACCUGUUUCUGAGUCUAGCCAUCCAGUAUCUAUUAUAAAGGGCUCAUUACAAUUGCAUUAUAUGGGAGAUCUUUUCAGAAUUACACCUUCUGAAUGAACUACCCUUGGAGUCUUUUGAAGUGUCUUUUAAUGUGACAUGUAUUUAAGAACAUUAUCUUAGUCUCAAUUUUGGUUACUGAGCAAUGUAUAAAUCUGCCAUGUAAACUCUAUGAUAAUUUCAAUCUAUCAAAUGAUAACAAAGAGUUUGAUGGAUGUUUGUGCUUUGUUGAAAAAUAGCUUUCAAAUUAUCUCACCAUAGAAGUAAGGUUUCUCAAUUUGUAGGCCUACUUACUUGGUGUUAUUCUUUAGAAGUAUCUUUUCUUGCUUUGUGCUUCUGUUGGUAUUUUAUUGAAAGUUUUGAAGAUUCAAUUUUUAGUUUCUUUCAUUUCUUUUGUUCUAGAAUAAUUUGUGAUCUCCCUUAAAGUUUCCACAGUCAGAUAUUGGAUAUGCAAUAUCUGGGAUAGUGUGUGCUUAAUUGUUGUAUCUGUCCAUUUUUAUUACAAAACUUACUGUAAGGGGUGCAGGUGACCCUUUAAAACUAAAUCUAAAUUUGGGCAUUGUUAUUCUAAACAAUGUUAUGUGCACUUAAUCUAGAAAGGAGAAUCAGCGCCUCAUUAUUGGCUUAGAGUCAGAAUUAAAAUAACAUCAAUUUAAUAUUUACAUAUUCUGCACUUAUAAUAGUUGAAUGUUUCAUAAUAUUAUGAGAUGGUUGUCAAGCAGGAAUUCAAUUCUGAAUUAAUUCCUGAUUGUUAUUUGCAAAUAAUAUUAUUUGCGUGUUCCAUCGAAAAAGAUGCAGUUUGUAAUCCGAACUCUUUCACAGUUUGAUGAUCUUCAAUGGCAAAUAUACUGGUGGAUGGUAAUGCUUUUGCCAUUACUCUGUUUUAGCACAACAUUAGUUUUACAAUUUUCGGUUUGCAGUGCAAUAAGAUGUGUUGUACACGAGUAUAAAAGCAACCAUACUGUUAAGCAAUGUGAUUCCAACUACAAAGCUUGUAGUGUCCUCUGGACAGGACCUACAGCUAAAGAGGCUGUUUUAACAUCUCGGGCCUGCUGGAACCAUGCUGAAACUAGACAUCUAGACAACUGCCCUUUUGGGCCAUGCAUCCCACGAAAACUUGAGGUUACAAAUUUAGACGCAGUUGCGUAUUUCUGCUGCUGUCAAGGAGACCUAUGCAAUAAAAUCCCUGGGGAAAUAAAAAUCCCUGAAACCACCGACCCUCCCAUUUAUCCCCGAGUACAGGAUCCAGACCCGCUUGCACGCGCCUGGUGGUACACACCGUGCAUUGCCUUCCUCUCAGCAUUACUGGUCCUUGCUGCGAUCAUCAUCGCUGCUUACGUCUUACUGCAACGGAGGAGAAGACGAAACUCGUAUAUCUACCAGGAUGUCGAAGCUCGUCGACAGAAGCCUCCUAAGAUAGAUUUAACUAAACAACUGUGCGGUACCCACGAUUCAUUUCCUCAUCAGAUGUGGCUAGGGUCGUACCGGCCCCGACACCUAAACAAACACCUCAAACAAACAAACAAUAAUCAUUCCGUGUCUCUGUUGGGCGAAGAAAAUCUGACUGUUCGCGUAUCAGACCAAGCAAGUGCAGUGAGGUGGGCCCGGGAGACUCGGGUCCUGUCCUCAGUAACCCUGACUCACUCCCACGUGGUCAGUGUACUUUGGUGGGGGAAGAAACACAGGAAAUCAUGGCUCGUGUACCGGGAUGUUUACGUCGGCACUCUGACACACGUUUUACAGAACUGUUCCUUAUCUAUUGAGCAGGUUAAAAAGUUGAGCGAGUGUAUAUUCAGCGGUCUGGCGUAUCUUCACUGCACGAUACACGCUGGAGCUCGUAGUAAAAUAGCCCUGGCUCACGGUGACAUGCGUUCAGACAAUAUAUUACUUAAACCCAACUAUAUUCCCGUUCUAGGGAAUCUUCACAAUGCUACGAAAUUGCAGUACAGUAAUUUCGAUAAGUUAUCCACAUCAGUUGAAAGUAUCAGUAAAUUGAUGCCAACAAACCAUUACCUAGCCCCGGAGCUAUUCACCAGGGGUCGCUUUCUAUUCGACAACAGUUACCGACAGAUGGACGUUUACUCUGCUUCACUCGUAGUGUGGCAGAUCAUCAACCGCUGCAUAGACGGUGGAGCACUGCCGUUCAGUCUACCCUACGAGCAAUACGUAGGAUCUCAUCCUACACUGGGGGACAUGUCGGAGAUCGUUCCAGAUACCAGACCUACUCUCCACGCCGUCUGGCUUCAACACCCUGAGCUUAAGAAGUUGUGUUGGUUGGUUCAGCUGGCAUGGAAAGCGGUACCCUCACAGCGUCUCACAGCGCACUGCAUUCACCGGCUCCUGCGCGAUCCUGUUGCGCUGGAUGCGCUCUGCGGCGGACGCACUCAGGACACAUCUUUCUAGGCUCAUUUUUCCGGGGUUACCAUUGGUUCAGAGGGACAUCUUUACUGAUAGGUUACAUUUAGUGCUAGUCCACAGACCUGUAGUUAUAUUUGUUCGGGAUUUUUAACCUUUUUACUACGGAUUCAAGAUCAUUUUUAAUUGAUGUUUCAGGCAAUAUAUUUACUAACAAAGUAUUUAUUGUCAACUAACAGUUUUCCUUGAAUUGCCCGUCAUGUUAAUUAUUACACUGGUAGCUUUAUUAGACGUAUUAUUUAUGAGUAAUUUAUUGGACAUACGAGUAGCAAGUAUUUUAUUAGAGGAAUGGAACGUUUAAUAUCAAAUAUUAGCCCUUGUCUAUAUUUAAGGAUUCCUAAAUUGGUUUUCUAUAUUCCUCGAAAGUAAGCUCGAUAAUAUCAUGUUUGUUUAGUGUCUAGACCUUACCCAGCAACAAAAAAUUAUAUGUAUAUUUACUGCCGGGAAAUUGAAUAAUUGGCAUUCUUGUCAGUUUUAAUUUUUCGUGCAUCCAGUUCUGUGUUGAUCGAUAUAAUAUUGUGCUAUAGUUACAAAUUAUAUAGUGUUUGUAAAAAACAAGUUUAAAAAAU